Molecule: messenger RNA, 3920 nt
Organism: Cuscuta epithymum
Lineage: Eukaryota; Viridiplantae; Streptophyta; Magnoliopsida; Solanales; Convolvulaceae
Source: the annotation of a GenBank genome assembly
CAAGCGAAAAAGUCCAAUACUCCAUAUUUUCUUGUAUAUAAGUUUCAAACAAUUAAAGAAAUUCCAAAAAUAUGCAACAUAGCCAAAAUACAUAUUUUCUAACAUUUGUAUUUAAACAUGUUGUGUAACAUCACAUAUUAAAGUGAUUACUUUUUUUUAUAUUAAAUUUUCAGUAUUAGCCAAAGUUGACACAUACAUGGUGGGUGGUAAACACUUUUUAUAUAUUUUAAUAACAAUAUAAUAAAAAAUAUAACAAAAUCAUCUUUAACAAAUAAUUAAAUUCCAUAGAAAGAAAUAAUUCAAUAACAAUAAAAAGUAAUAAGAUAUUUAUGAAACAUUUAAUCAAUAAUUUGAAAACAAAAGGAUGUUACUGCAACUCAAUUUAAAAUCCUACUUCUAGCACAGGAAACAAAACUACUUCAAAACCGAUUAUCACAAAACUAUUAAUAAAUUAAUAUACAAUAUAUAUAACGGGCCGGGCCGGGUACCCAUUAUUUUUUAAUUUUGGAACCGGUCCGGUUCCUUAAAAAAAAUUACCCGACCCUACCCGGACCGUUUUAUGGAAACAAAAAAUGGAACCGGCCCGUUUUGGACCCGAACCGCCAUUACCCGGACCGGACCGCGGUUCCAAGACCCGUUUGCCCACCCCUAAUUGAGGGAAUCAAACAAGAUGGGGGAGAGGGGGGUCUACCACAUAAUCACGGUCCUCACCAACACAGUCUUUUGACUUUUUUCUUGUUUCUACCAAUCUUCUUCUCAGUGCGUAACCUUUUCUUCUUCGUCCUCUAGUCUAAACAAAAAUGGGAGCUGAACAUGAACAUCCUCCCACUACACUGCUUACCCUCUUCGAUUCUUUCUGGUUCGAAUACGAGAUUCUCACUUCAAAAAAUCCAGCCACAACAUUAUCAUCCAAGACCCAGGAAGACACAGUAAAUCCCAACAAUGAGCUUUCCAGAGCCCCCACAACUUUUAUUUCUGGAUCUUUCAGUGACAAAUGUUUGAGCUCCGAAAACCCCUCCAUGGAUGCAGAAGAACCCUCUCCCGAGUCCGUUCUUCUCGAGCCCAGGCCUCAGCUCCAACCCAUUCUUUCCGGCAAGGAAUUCUCCGAUCAGACGAGCAUCUCUAACAGUAGCAGCGGUGAUGAUGUGAGCUUCAGGAACAUUAAGAGUAGCCGCAGGAGGAUGAGAAGGAAGGAUACUGUUAAAAGGAACAGUAAGAGCUUAUCAGAUCUUGAGUUUAAGGAAGUAAAAGGGUUUAUGGAUCUAGGGUUUGUGUUCUCGGAUGUGGAUAGAGAUUCAGAUCUGCUGGUUUCAAUCAUCCCUGGACUGCAAAAGAGGGGGGUUUCUGAAUAUGGUGGAAUGAUUGCAGCAGAUGUUUCAAGGCCUUACCUUUCAGAAGCAUGGGAUGCUAUGGAAGAACAAAAGAGGGAUAAUGAUAAUAAUAGUAGUAGUCAGAGUCAAAUAGGGAGUUGGAGAAUUCCAUCUGCUUUUGGCAAUGAAAUGGAAAUGAAAAAUCAUCUUAAGUUCUGGGCUCAUGCUGUUGCCUCUAAUGUUAUAUAACACAGCUCAGCCCUGUUAUGUAUGUAAGCAUAGCAAUUCAACAAAGAGAUCAUAUGCCUGUAUUAUUUUUUACUUGUUUGUAUUACUUAGCCCUUCAAUUCCUUUAUGAAAACCAAAUCUUUGAAAUGAGUGUUAUUGCUCAAGUGUGCUGUCUUUCACUCUGCGUUUGCUAUUUUUUUGACCGGAGUGACUGCUGUUUUUAGCUUUUGCUAAUUAACAGGAGCCACUUUUCGUUAUGUAGUGAUUGAACUCUCAGUGUAUUUCGUCACUGAUCCCAUUGUUGCCUCGAGGAGCACAACAAGCGUGUUGCAUCGACAAAAUCGGAUAUGAACUCGCCAACUAAUAUGAUGGAGCAAUGGCUUGAAAAAGUAGAGUCAGAGCCCUCAGAGGGUUGGAUGAGGAACUGAGACAGUUGGAAAGAGGGAUGGAGGCUGCCAUGAAGGAGAAAGCUACAUGAGUUUCUAUGAUGAGAGGUUUCUUUCAGAACUCUAUUGUGCUAUUGAGUGUGAGGGGUAAUAUACCAGUAGAAGAGAGAAAAGUGAGGCUUUGUAUACUCCACCAUUGUUGGAGAAGAGGGUUGUAAUGCAGUGGUCAUAUGGAUUCUCUACCCAGGCCUUGAAUUGAUGCGGGUUCGAGAGAGAUUUUAAAGUGAUCCGAAGGAAUUGAUGCAGUGUCAACAAAUUUUUGGGCUCCGAUGUUUUGGUGGCUUGGUUUGAUGUUUCAUGAAUUGUUGCAGCAGGUGCCACCGGGAGUUUGUUGUUGCGAACCAUGUCCUUAACCAUGGCCUCCAAAGCAUUCCGGUCCGGGAGCUGGAGGUCGCUGGCGCCGUAGGCCAAUUCCAAGGCCGUGAUUCCCACCUGCCGAAUGUCAGCCGCCGGAGACGACUGCCACGGCUCAUCACCAUUAUUACUAUGGGAGGCAAUUUCUGGUGCAGCAGCCCACUGAGAGAUGGGGGGGUUCGUCUCCGUCGUGGUUGAGGCUGGCAGCAAAACCCAACACGAGGAGAGAGUAGUAACACGCAGGGAUGAUGCGGAACGGGGUUAUGAGAUAAAUGUGGCCAGCGCUGAUAUCUCCGUGCGGAAUGCGCUGCUUAUGAAGGAAGCGGAGAGCCUUGAGAAUUGAUCUGAGCACACAGAGAAUGAGAUCCUUCCGGCCCUGAAACCCGUCGCCGCCGCUUGUUCUCAUGAUGUUCCUCACAGAGCCAUGCCCAUAGUCAUGCAUCGGGACGACAGCGAAGGCUUCACAGAGCAUGCCCAUAGUCACAGACCCUCUUUUGUUCCUCCAUGCCCAUAAUCAUGAGAAGCGGUGAAUAUGGGCGGCAGGAUUCCCAACAAAUUGGGGUGAUCGCUUUCGACGCCCUGGCUUCUUCUGACUUCUUCCCUGAGGAUUGAGAUGGAUUGUGGAUUAUCACCCACUUUAACAGCACGCCAGAAUACUUUACUCGUUUUCACCAUUAGUUCCUGAAUCCGGGUCUGAGAUGCUGUUUUCAACCACGGCUGCUUUGUACACCGUGAGUAAAGUGAUUAGAGCCCGAAGGAAUGGGUAAAGUGUUCCGAAAACACAUAUCAUGAGAAUUGCGGGGACCUAUUCAUAUUCUGGUGAGAUUGGCUUUGAUACAAGAUGAAUAUAGAGAUAUCACCAUUGGCACUUUCAAGCCAGAACACUUUAUUCGUUUUCACCAUUAUCAGAUAAGGGGGUAUCUUUGAUAUAUUACCCCACCUAUUGUCUCCAUUUUACCCCCCACCUAUUGUUUGGCCACAAAUGGGGCAAUACAUUUAAGUGGGGCAACACUUUUAUAUGUGGUCUCAUUUGGACCGCACAAGGCGUGAGGUAAAAAUGGGGUACCUAUUGUUGUAUUGCAUGACUCUUUCAAAUAAGAAGCAUUGCCACUGAAAUUUUUCCAAGAUAUACUCCCUCCGUCCCUCAAUACUUUGUCAUAUUUGACUAGCACAAGAACUAAUAAACUAAAAACUGUGUGGUUGAGAUGUGUGCAGAGAAGAGAGAAAUAACAACCACAAAUUCAUUGAUUAGAAGGUAAAGUGGCAAAGUUUAGAACAUCCCAAAAAAGUAAGAUGACAAAGUUACAAGUGACGGAUGGAGUACAAAUCUACAAGUUGGAUUACUUUUUUGAACAGAAUUGACUGAAUUGUUGAACAUGAUUAUUGUACCUAUUCUUCAUAUAAUUUUGGGAAGGAGCAAAUAAGUCCUCGAAUUAAUCAAAAAAGUGCAAAUCACCCCUUAUAUAUGAUUCUCUGCCCGGCCGUCGUCGUUUGGGAAGGAUCCCGGUGGAAUUUUUUGAUGAUUUUUUUAGAAUCUUUUUCAUUAAAUCUAUUUUACCCAUACCAAAUUUCAGAUAAAAAU